UGGGGGCAAAGUUUCAGUGCAUUCUGUUGAUGUAGACGGCGUGGAAACGGAAACAACAAGUAUGCCGGCUCACUGUGCUGCAUACAGUUACACACUACGUCGUACGAUUGAGACAAGGAAACUUGGAAUGACUUUUCAUAGGUUUCCCAGAGACUAUGGGCUGAGGAGGAAGUGGGAAGCAGCUCUGAGGACAGAGGGGUUUGCUGCAAAUGAUGAGUGGGUGCUCUGCAGUGAUCAUUUUAAACCUGUGAGUUUGACAGGGAUGAGCAGGUUUGUCGGCUUAGACCUGGUGUCAUUCCAUCAGUGUUUAACUUCCCGGCUCAUCUUGGAAGAGUACGUGCCAGAAAGACCACAACCAAGCAGCCUUGAGAUCUUAGGCAGCGUCUCCCUGAGGUCCCUCUCUAUCUCCCCACACAUCCACCAACCACUGGAACACAUCUCCAAAGUUCUGCUGGGCCAGCUCAGCUUCCCCUCAGAAGAAGUUCCACCAGAUGAAGGAGCCUUUUGAGAGGCAGAUGGCAUCGUGAUUGGACUGUACUUUGGUCUGUUCCAAUCCAGCUUCAGCUCCAGAGAUUGCAGGCGGGACGAGUCAACGGAGGCCGGGUGGACGAAGGCAUACAGCUGAGUACAAUCCAGAAAACAACAGAGGAGGAGUGCAGCAGCCCAGGACCAGAACAAACAGAGUAGCAUUGUAUGUCUCUUAGAAAACAUCAUAGUAUAGCCUUUGGUAUGAAAAAACGCCAUCAUAUACAUCGUAUAUUGUAAAAAUGACAAGUCAAAGGAAAGAGACAUACAUUGUAGAAUUGUAGUAAUUGUGGGCUGACUGAUUUACUGAUUAUCAGUAUUUUAUUUUUUACUGAUUUAUGGUAAUAAAUACAUUUAAAAAUGGUGCUACUUUGGCUCUGAACCUUAAUCUACCUGUGGUCGCUCUGUCUUCUGGAGUGAUUUGAUUGG
Amphiprion ocellaris (clown anemonefish) is the source of this 954-nucleotide messenger RNA. RefSeq names its product THAP domain-containing protein 2-like. Lineage: Eukaryota; Metazoa; Chordata; Actinopteri; Pomacentridae. The record is from RefSeq and is a predicted model, not a curated record. The transcript has 3 exons. Gene Ontology annotation, molecular function: sequence-specific DNA binding. The coding region runs from base 62 to 508 and encodes 148 amino acids.